AUGGUGGUCGGUAGAGUUGCAGCUGGUAAGUCCAGUCUCGUCAACGCCAUUCUAGGAGAAAUGCCACGAAUCUCUGGUGUACUCGAGGUCGAAGGGCGAGUAGCUUGUGUCAGUCAAGACACCUGGAUCCGCAACGCAACUCUGCGUGACAACAUUCUCUUCGAACAAGAAUACGACUCUGAACGCUAUGCACAGGUCCUGGAGGCAUCACAGCUGUCAAUGGACUUGAGCGCUCUACCCAACGUAGACGCGACGGAGAUUGGUGAGCGUGGCAUCAACUUGAGUGGUGGUCAGAAGGCUCGAGUGGCUAUCGCUCGUGCGAUGUACCGGGCAGGGACGGACGUAUUGAUUCUGGAUGAUCCGUUGAGUGCUGUGGACCCGCACGUAGCUCACGCGAUUUUCAACAAAUGUAUCGUCGGUAUGGCACGUGACCAGACUCGGUUGUUGGUGCUGAAUAGCCACUACGACUUGUUACCGAAAGCUGAUCAUGUUGUGUAUCAGCGUCGAUAG
This is a messenger RNA of Phytophthora infestans T30-4, 510 nucleotides long. RefSeq names its product canalicular multispecific organic anion transporter, putative. Lineage: Eukaryota; Oomycota; Peronosporomycetes; Peronosporales; Peronosporaceae. Gene Ontology annotation, cellular component: membrane. Bases 1 to 510 code for a protein of 169 amino acids. The transcript is spliced from 2 exons. Gene Ontology annotation, biological process: transmembrane transport. The record is from RefSeq and is a predicted model, not a curated record. Gene Ontology annotation, molecular function: ATP binding; ATP hydrolysis activity; ATPase-coupled transmembrane transporter activity.